Molecule: messenger RNA, 3300 nt
Organism: Candida albicans SC5314
Lineage: Eukaryota; Fungi; Ascomycota; Pichiomycetes; Serinales; Debaryomycetaceae
Gene: APL5
Product: Apl5p
Exons: 1
Coding region: 1-3300 (1099 amino acids)
Biological process (GO): protein targeting to vacuole; Golgi to vacuole transport
Cellular component (GO): membrane coat; AP-3 adaptor complex; endosome membrane
Source: RefSeq, a predicted model, not a curated record
AUGUCAUCUUUCCAAUUACAGAACUCAGAGGUUUUGGCUCGACUUAAACCAUUUGGUAUUCUGUUUGAAAAAUCACUUAAUGAUUUAAUCAAAGGAAUAAGAGCUCAUACUAAGGAAUCACCAGAAAGUUUAGGUAAUUUUCUUGAUGUGGCGAUUCAAGAAUGUCGAAAUGAAUUGACAACAACAGAUCUAGAAACUAAAGCCAUGGCGAUUCUUAAAUUAGCAUAUUUGGAAAUGUAUGGAUUUGAUAUGUCUUGGUGUAAUUUUCAAAUUCUUGAAGUUAUGUCAUCGAGUAAAUUUCAACAGAAAAGAAUUGGAUAUUUAGCUGCCAUUCAAUCAUUUAAAAAUGAACAAGAUUUACUUAUUUUAGCCACUAAUCAAUUCAAAAAAGAUCUUAAUUCUCAUAAUCAUGUUGAUAUUGGAUUAGCUUUGAGUGGGAUUGCCACAAUUGUUACACCAAGUUUGGCUAAAGAUAUUAAUGAUGAUGUAUUGAUGAAAUUAAAUCAUUCCAAACCAUAUAUUAGGAAAAAAGCUAUAUUGGCAAUGUAUAAAAUAUUUUUACAGUAUCCUGAAAGUUUAAGAUUAAAUUUUAAUAGAGUCAUUGAAAAAUUAGAUGAUUCAGAAAUUGCCGUGGUUAGUGCUACCGUUAAUGUUAUUUGUGAAAUCUCUAAGAAAAACCCAAAUAUUUUCAUCAAUUAUUUACCUAAAUUCUUUGCCAUUCUAGAAGAUACGAAAAAUAAUUGGUUAAUCAUUAGAAUUUUAAAAUUGUUUCAAAGUUUAUCUAAAGUCGAACCAAGAAUGAAAAAGAAAAUACUCCCGACAAUUAUAGAUUUAAUGUUACGAACUCAAGCAUCAUCAUUGAUAUAUGAAUGUAUCAAUUGUAUUGUUAGUGGACAAAUGCUUUCUGCAGAUUCAUCUAAAGAUAAAGAAACAGCAAAACUUUGUAUUAAUCAAUUGAAACUUUUCUUUUUGACAAAUGAUUCCAAUUUGAAAUUUGUUGGAUUAAUAGCAUUAAUCAAUACUUUGAAAAUUUUCCCGAUUUUGAUAAAUGAUGUGGAAGGUAUAUCCGAAAUUGUUUUAGAAUGUUUAAAUGAUCGUGAUUUGAUUAUUAAACGUAAGGCAUUAGAAGUGUCUAAUUAUCUUGUUAAUGAAGAUAAUAUAACUGAAGUCGUUAAAAUUAUGUUAAUGCAAUUAGUGCCAGAUAACAAUAUGAUUGAUGAUAUGUUAAAGUUAGAGAUCACAUUGAAAAUUCUUCAAAUUGCAUCACAAAAUAAUUAUGUCAACAUCCCUAAUUUUAGAUGGUAUGUUGCUGUUUUAAAAGAUGUUAUUAAUUUAACUUUAUUGCCAGUGGAAGGAGCCACCAAUUCGGGUUUAAUAGCAUCUCAUAUUGCUAAUGAAAUUUCAACUGAAGUUGGUAAAGAAUUCAAAAAUUUGGCAACCAAAGUUCCAUCAGUGAGAUCAUACUUGUUACAAAAUGUCGUUUUAGAAUUAGUUCAAGAUGUGAGAUUAUUGGAUUCUUCUGCAUUAAUAUUAAAAGAUUUAUAUUGGAUUUUGGGUGAAUAUAUUAGCGAGUUGAAAGUAACCCAAAAUGAUGACGGUGAUGAUGACAGCGACAGUGACAGUGAUGGAGAAGAUGCACAAGUUAUGGUUUUAGAUAUAGAUAAGAAAAUCAAAGUUUUUAACACAUUAAUUAAUUAUCAAAUAGAUAAGAAAUUGGGUUUAACUUCUAAUAUUCAUUUUCCAGUAUCAGCAAAACUCAUCAAUUUACAUUUUACAUCUGUGGUAGCAGUAUUAAUACAAGCAUUAGUCAAAUUAUAUAAUGGAAUUGCUACUGAUUACAUUAAUAAUUUUGCAACUACCAAUGGUCAACUUCCUUUAGAAAAAUAUCACGAAUUAUGCUAUCACUUGUAUCGAUUAAUAGGAUUCUUGAGCAAUUGGGAAAAUCAUCCAAAUUAUGAAGUUCAAGAACGAGCAUUAUCUUGGUUGGAAUUUUUGAAAUUGAUAUUAGAAGCAAUGACUGAUAAUGAUUUUACUGAUAUUAAAAAGCUUGAAGAAUCUGAUUUGAAAAUGUAUAAGGAUUUGCCUAUAGCUAAAGGGGGUGAUUCCGAAUCCGAAUCUGAAUCUGAAUCUGAAGACGACGACGAAGAAGAAGAGGAGGAGGAGGAGGAGAAUGACUACAGUGAAGAUGAUAGUGAAAGUGAAGAUGAUGGGUAUGAGAAUUUAGUUUCUUCUGAUGAAGAGGGCAAUUCAAAACCUUCAAAGUCGACCCUACCAAUACAGGAAGAAGAAUAUAAUCCAUUUGCUGAAAACGAGGAACUGGAAUCAAAAAACCUUACUGGUGGCAAUGAAGCAGAAGAAGAAACACAAGAGCAAGAAAACCAACAAGAAGAUGAUAAUGGAAUGAAGCAAUUGCCAAUGUUACUUACCCAUGUUUUACCCUCAUUUUUCACAGCCUAUACUCUUAACCCCGUUGCCAAGAAUGCUCAACGUAAUGUAGGUGUUCCUGAAGAUUUAGAUUUGAAUACUCAAAUUCAUUCACCAGAUUUCAAAUUAGAACAAUUUGACGAUGAUAGUUCUGAUAGCUAUGAAUUAUAUUUAUCUGAAGUUGAAGAUAUGGAACCAUUAAUUCAUUUAUCAAGUGAUGAACCACAAGAAAAGAAAAAGGAAAGAUUAGAAAGAUUAAAAGAUGAUCCAUAUUAUCUUGAUGAUGAUGCUGUGGUUAAGACUAAAAAGAAAUCCAAGAGUAAAAAAAUAAAAUCAGAAAGUAUUUCACCAGAUGUUGAAAGUGAAAAUGCAUCAAUUACCAACACUAUUGUAUCAGAGACCGAUACCGAUAUGAACAAAAAGAAGAAACAAACAAAGAAGAAAAAAACAAAUAAAUUGAAAAAGGAAAAAGUUCUUAUUUUGGAUGAAGAAACUAUUGUUGGAGAAUCAAAUAUUACUACACCAAUUGAAUCAACUCAAAUUCAAACUCAUAAAGAAAAGAAAAAACCUACUAAAAAGAAUACAUUUAAAAUUGAUUCAUCAAAUUUAGAUAAUUUUGAUUUGGUAUCAAAUGAUUCUGAAACACAAUUGCAUAACGAUAAAGAAUAUGAAAUUGAUUUAGAAGCCCUUCGUGAAAAAUUAAAGAAAACUACUGUUGAGCCAAAGAUUAAGGAUAAGGAAGCAAAGUCAAAGAAAAAACUGAAAAAACUGAAAAAGACCUCAGAAGAAGGUAAAUCAACGACAACAGAAUCCAAUGGUGUUGAACCAUUGAAACCAAAAAAAGUAAAAAAGAAGAAAGCAAUCAUAUUAGAAUAA